Molecule: messenger RNA, 543 nt
Organism: Hyaloscypha bicolor E
Lineage: Eukaryota; Fungi; Ascomycota; Leotiomycetes; Helotiales; Hyaloscyphaceae
Exons: 4
Coding region: 43-543 (166 amino acids)
Source: RefSeq, a predicted model, not a curated record
CUUCCGCUCACCCAAUUACAACAUUACUACCCGAAGCGCUGCAUGCAACUAGGAGGAGUUCCCCUCGCUUGCGAUGAUACCGUUCUCGCUCCGCCAACAGUCACCACAUUGAUUAACGGUAGCGUCAUUGACGCCACAAAGAAGAGUGCUGCGAUCCUACUUGGUGUAAACAACCUGUUCAAGCCAAUUGUUGCUGGUCUCAACUCAGUGCUCUUGCUUGGCAACACAUAUAACUCGGGAAUCAACUUCAAUAACAUAUCAAGCAAGUCAGAUACCGGACGUUCUGUGACUGUCUCAUCGCCACGUAUGCUCUUGUUCUGCACCAAGCCAAGUCCUCCAAAGAUUCAGGAAGAAGAGCUGAAGCUUAAGGGACCCUCUCAAUCUGAUAGUGUGGCAGGCUCCGAUCUUCUUUCGGAAACCAUAUUGCAACGAUUCCCGCUUAAUCCCUCUAAUCUGCGAGUUCUCCCGAUAUCGGAGAAGGGGAAGCUUGGCUGGUGGGAUACGGACCAAUACGCUCCUAAAGCCACAGACAAGUACCUGUAA